AUGGCUUCUGCAGCUGUUCAGUUUCCUUCUCACGGCUCUCUUCCCUCAGAAAAGCCUGGAGUCCCGGUCUCCGAAAAGCCUCACCAUGUCCAGACUACGCUGAACUUCCACAAAGAGAACGAGGAUGGCUCUCCGCCAGCACCAACAUAUACUAGUAGACCAGAAACUUACGAUCGACCUUCGGUUCCUCUUACAGCCACCAUCCACGACAUCAGCGGCCAUGAGCUGGACUACAAGUUAGACAGCCAUGGAUUCCAGCUCUACUAUCAUGAAAGCCAAGAGAAAGACUUCCUGGAUGACGAGAAGAUCAAGAGGGAAUACUACACAGAAACAGAACAGCUGCUAAAAGACGCCACGGGUGCCUCCCGCAUCUUCAUCUUCGACCACACGAUCCGCCGAGCACAGACCGACGGAACCAUUGGUGCCCGGAUCCGCGGACCCGUACAACGCGUACACAUCGAUCAAUCCUACACCGCGUCCAAGAACAGAGUCUCCCACCAUCUCCCAGAUGAAGCACCCGAGCUUCUCAAGGGCCGGUACCAGAUCAUCAACGUCUGGCGUCCGAUCAAGACAAUCCUGAAAGAUCCAUUGGCUGUGGCGGAUGCACACUCAGUCCCGGAUAGUGAUCUCGUGCCCAUAGGGCUCAUAUAUCCGGACCGCGAGGGCGAGACAUAUGGUGUCAAGCCCGAUCCCAAUAUCAAAUGGUAUUACCGCUAUGGGCAGACUCCAGAUUUGGUGACACUUAUCAAAUGUUUUGAUUCCAAGCUUGACGGAAGAGCUCGUCGUGUGCCGCAUACAGCUUUUGUUAACCCGGAAACCGAGAAUGAAGCGGGAAGAGAGAGUAUUGAAGUGCGAGCAUUGGUUUUCCAUCCUGAUGACCGUGACUAG
Molecule: messenger RNA, 888 nt
Organism: Penicillium egyptiacum
Lineage: Eukaryota; Fungi; Ascomycota; Eurotiomycetes; Eurotiales; Aspergillaceae
Source: the annotation of a GenBank genome assembly